Molecule: messenger RNA, 1577 nt
Organism: Dendroctonus ponderosae (mountain pine beetle)
Lineage: Eukaryota; Metazoa; Arthropoda; Insecta; Coleoptera; Curculionidae
Product: myrosinase 1
Exons: 12
Coding region: 69-1487 (472 amino acids)
Biological process (GO): carbohydrate metabolic process
Molecular function (GO): beta-glucosidase activity
Source: RefSeq, a predicted model, not a curated record
UACUGGCUUUCAUAAAUAAAACCGUGCCAUUCGUUGCUUAAAACUUUGUUACGUUUUUACUCACUAUCAUGUUAAAGCUUUUGCUUUUGGUCAUUUCUAUAAUUGCAAGCUCUCAAGCUGACAAACAAAUUCCGCAAGACUUUCUAAUUGGAGCAGGAACUUCGGCGUUUCAAAUUGAGGGAGCAUGGAAUGAAGAUGGAAAAGGAGAAAGCAUCUGGGACACAUUUUUACAUGACAAAAACGCUCAAGAAAAUGGAGACAUAGCAUGCGAUUCUUAUCACAAAUGGGAAGAAGAUGUAGCCAAUGCCAAGGCUUUAGGACUGGACUUUUACAGAUUCUCCAUUGCCUGGACCCGAAUUUUACCAAAUGGCACCCUCAAUAACAUCAAUCAGCAAGGAAUUGAUUACUACUUAAAUCUUAUCAAGGCCCUAAAAGCUGAAGGUAUUGAGCCCAUGAUAACAAUUUACCAUUGGGACAUGCCACAACAUAUUUACGAACUAGGAGGUCUCCUCAACACUCAAUUUGUUGACUACUUUGGGGACUUUGCAAGAUUAGUAUACCAAAAUUAUGCUCCAUAUGUUAAAUAUUGGUUCACAAUUAAUGAACCCACUUUAGUCUGUAAUGGAGGAUAUGGAUCCGGCUUUAUGGCUCCAGGAUUGCAUUUGAUUGGUGAUGGUAUUUACCAAUGCGGUUAUGUACUAUUACAAGCGCAUGCCAGAGCUUAUAGAAUAUAUGAGGAAGAGUUCAAACCUCUGUAUCAUGGCCAUGUUGGGCUGGUAAUCAACUUUGACUGGGCCGAGGCAGCUACUGAUAGUUCUGCAGAUUUAGAAGCUCAAGAACGAUACAUAGAAUUUGAACUCGGCUGGUGGGCAAAUCCAAUAUUCCUAGGAAACUGGCCACAGAUUAUGAUUGAUCGCAUUGCUGAUAGAAGCAGAUUGGAAGGUUUCGCGAGGUCUCGUCUACCAGAAUUUACUGAAGAAGAAAUCAACUAUAUUAACGGAACCCAUGAUUUCUUCGCACUGAACACUUAUGGAGUGGGUCAAGUUGAAGAUGAACCCGAACCGGAAAUCGGUGAACCGUCUUAUGUAUCAGACGAGGCCGUUCGUUCCGUAAGAAGCAAUGACUUUUAUUACCCCGAAGGCCUUAGAACCUCUGUAAAUUAUAUCAAUCAAAAGUAUCAACCCAGAGGAAUCAUUAUAACUGAAAAUGGCAAAGGAAUUAGGCAAGGAGAUUCAUUAGACGACCAAGAAAGAAUAAAUACGAUAAGAGACUUCAUGAGCGCAUUAGUUGACGCUGCUGUGGAAGAUGGAGUUAAUGUUAUUGGUUACUCAGUCUGGUCUUUAAUGGACAACUUUGAAUGGGGAUCUUAUGAGUCCAAGUUUGGCAUCAUCCAAGUAGAUUUCGAGAGUCCUGAUAAAACACGAACAUGGAAAGAAUCUGCAAAAUGGUAUCAAAAUGUUGCAACCACCAGAAUUUUAGAUGUUUAAAAAUUCAAUGUUGAUAGAAUCCAAAUUUUUUUUACAAAACUUAUCUCUGCUUGAGCUACAUAAUAAAAUAAAGUUACAUAUGAAGAUAAA